Penicilliopsis zonata CBS 506.65 is the source of this 753-nucleotide messenger RNA. RefSeq lists its product as hypothetical. NCBI's taxonomy places the organism in Eukaryota, Fungi, Ascomycota, Eurotiomycetes, Eurotiales, Aspergillaceae. Bases 1 to 753 code for a protein of 250 amino acids. The record is from RefSeq and is a predicted model, not a curated record. The transcript is spliced from 3 exons.
AUGAAAAUCACCAUUGCUCUAUUGUUGACUGCUCUGGCAGAGGCCAUCGCGGUCAAUCCCCAAUCAGCCGGCGUCUCUCUAACAACCAUCACCGCCACAUCUGUCGACACCGUCACUUCCACCACGACCACAAUCAUCCCUGUUGUCACCACCGUCUCCACCUGCGAGGUCGGCUCUACGCAGCCCGCGACAGUGUCAUGUGUCGAUACGAUCUGGGCAUACGGCUCCUCCUAUAUCUCCCAGUCCUCGUGUGUGGAUUACUGUAUCUCGUCGACGCCCUGUCUGGGGUUGGUGUAUUUGUCCUUCGCCUCCUCGGAGUGCUUCCUCUAUACCGGCACUUUAUCGUUCUCAUCCGUCGCGUUCUCGUAUGCUCAGGCUAUGAAGAUUUAUACGACUAAUCCCUGCACAACUGUCGAGACCUCGUCUGCCACGGAGACUCUUGUCGAUACUGUCGCUGUCACAUAUACCACUGUCUAUGUCGAGACCAUCAUGCCGACUACUCCUUCGAGUACUCCUAGUACACCAGUGGCCUCGUCGUCAGCAUCAGUCUCUCCGAGCUCAGCAUCGAGCUCUGCUUCAUCAACACCGGUUUCCAGCUCUGCGUCUAGCUCUGCGUCUAGCUCAGCAUCUAGCUCAGCCUCAGCUUCCAGCAUCGCCAACCACACCCUGACAGACUCGGUGGUUAUCUAUACCAUGACUUCCACCGUUUUGACCACCGACGUAUCCACAGUCUACGGCUGCCUGGCGGAGUAA